CCGGGACUCGUCGUUUUUCCGCUUCAGAACAUAAGGCUUGCUCUGGGUCUGAUCGGGUACAAUAACAAACAGCAUAACAAUAACACAUAACUCAUAACACCACUCAACCACCACCCAGGAAAUACUCAACUUGAUCUACCAAACCUUUCGCUCUUCGAAUUGACCACCAAUUCGGAUUUCGUUCGGCUGGAGUGCUGGCGCAUGCUGUCAAGCAACCAUUGGUCGCUUUCGCAUUCAUAUGAUGUGAUGCCCAAGCCCAUGCUUUCCCUCUAGCAACCAGAACGCAACGCAGCCAUAAAGAGACUCACCUUCAACACCACCCGACCACCACUUCACCCUUGUAAGUUCCAGCUGCCACCCACACGAGCUCCCUACACUACGCAUACCCAACCUAGAGUAUGUUGCUCAAUACUUAGCCAUUCUCUUGUACAGAAUCCUCCCUACACAAGGGAAACAAAGUAUCCGUUCCUGCGGCCACGACAGUCCUCUCUCCUACAAACUCGAGAUGUCUGUUCCUUGUAAGAUACCCUACCCAACCUCCUCUAUGGCCCAGCGCAUACGGACCGAAGCUGAUGACAUGCAACCUAGUACUCCCCGCCGAACAUGCGCAAUACUCCGCCAUCAUUGAUGGUAUUCUAGCUUCGGGAAAUCUGGACACCAUUUCUACAAGCCAAAUUCGUAAAAGUCUCGCGGCGCAACUAGGAGUUGAUUUGACUGACAAGAAGGUAAAGCGCCCUCAUCCCCACCACCUGCAUGUAAGAAGCAGCAGCAGCGCUAACAUGUGAGUCUCAGAAUGCCGUCAAGGAACUCAUCAUUGCACGAUUUGAUUAUGCUUCAAGUCAAAUCCAAGCUGCGCCUGCGCCAACGAACGGUCAUUCAAGUGUCAAGAACGAAGUGAAAUCCGAACCUCCUACCGCCAGCUCUGCGAGUAUCAGUCCCGACAUUUCCACCCCUUCCGCGAGCAAGGAAGAGUCAGAAGAGGAGGAUUUUACCCCACCAAAGAAGAAGCGAAAGCAAAACAAGGAGGUAGACGAUGCGAAAUUAGCGGCGCUUCUACAGGCACAGGAAAAUAGCAGAGCUAGACCUACCAGAGGUGGCGCAAAUCCAAAGAAGAAGGCCCCCGUAAAAAAGAAGACACCAAAAAAGAAGAGUGAGAAGAAAGUCAAGGCCGAGGAUGAUAGUGAUAUGGAAUUGGAUAGUAAUGGCGAGGUCAAGGAGAAGCCAAAGAAAGGUGGAUUUCAUGUGAGUUCUUGCUGCUUGUCGAUUUUGGUUCAACAACUAAACUUUUUCUAGAAACAAUACAACCUUUCGGCACCUCUUGCGGAUCUCGUAGGCGAAGCCGCAGUAAGUGAUCCAUGUUCAGUCAUACCAUUUCUACACCAAACUAAUGCACCACAGCUCUCGAGGCCUCAAGUAGUAAAGAAGAUCUGGGAGUACAUCAAAGCAAAUGAUCUCCAAGACCCAUCGGAUAAGCGCCAGAUCAUGUGCGAUGACAAGCUACAGUCCAUUUUCAAAACCGACAAAGUACAUAUGUUCACUAUGAACAAGUUGUUAGGAAAACAACUCUACGAUAUUGAAGAAGAAUAAACUCAAUCUGACACACAGGAAUGGAAGGGAUUUGCGGAGCGUGUGCUUUGGUUUAAUGGCCUCGCCGGUGUCCUCUGAGCGUUGAAUACUCAAUGGCAGACUGUAUGAAGACCGCCCGGGCGUUGCAUAUUUUAAGGGAUUGGGGCUUGGAUCUGGCAAGGAGUUUUUUUUACUUUGCAUGGCAUGGCUGGAUAGGAUGGACGGAUGGUUGAAUACUGGGUAAGGGGUUCAUAUGGGAGGAGACCUGAGCUUGCUUUGAUGGAUUCUUCAAAAAUCCCAGCCAAGGAAUAAAGUAAUGCUUUCACAAUAGCCAGAGCAAUUAUUGACACCUGGAUUGUGAUGGUUGAGAAGGUGAGUUGGGAUGGAUCUAAUAUCUAUGGGUACUUAUAAGAUUUAUCUACUGUACCUACCAGCAGCUGCCUUGUGCUACACACGUGGAUUCCUCUCACUACCUCCCUCUUUCAGUAAGAGGAUACGACUUUACAGUGAAUGUGACUCUAUUUCUUGUUUAUAUGCUUCGUAAGCACAAAAGUCAAUUAGUUUGACUCCUUGCCGAAUAUUUUUCUUAGCGCCACUUCUUCGCAAAUUCUUCUAGAAUCCUUUUCGACUCAUACUUGGUAAUACUGUACUAGCGCAAACGAAGCCGAUGCCGCGAAUCAAGAAGCUGAACCCCGCCAUUUCGUCGCCCCACCUUGUUUGCCGCUGAACUUCAAAUUAUCAACACACCUUCUCAACAGCUUCCCGUUGUUACGAAUACAUCAAUUAGCUACCACCACCACUCACCCCGCGGAAAUCGGGACACGAGCUCAGUCGCUUUAUCAAUACAAAUCAGCUACAAAAGCUGCGGAAUAUAAUUCGAUUGGGGGAUCUAUAGGAGCUGAGGCAAUGGCAUCUGAAGGACCGGGGAGCUCGAGCAACGAGGCGAGGCAAGGGGAUGGUGCCAGAGGUGAGAGGGGGAGAGGACGAGGUCGAGGAAGAGGUCGAGGAGGGGGAGGAGGCGACGGCCAGGGACUAUCGAAUUCCAAUUCAUCGGGGGCUCAAUCGCAAAGGGGUAGACGAGGGGGGCUAUCCCAAGCUCAGAAGAAGGCGCAGAGUAAACGACCGGAGGUAGUUGAUGAAGCGCAGAAGCUGGCGAAGGAUGGGAAGGGUGUGGAGGAGGAUGUCGAGGCAGAGGUGUGCUUUAUUUGUGCGAGUGAUGUGGUGCACAAUGCUCUUGCGCCUUGUAAUCAUCGGACUUGUCAUAUUUGUGCGUUGAGGAUGAGGGCGCUGUAUAAGUCGAAGGAUUGUCCGCAUUGUAGGGUGGGUUAUCCAUAUUCAUAUCUCUUGUUUAUGAAGGAAGGGGGAGAGAGUUGCUAACUAUUGUAGACUCCUGCGCCGUUUGUUAUUUUUACAGAUGAUCCGGUCAAGCGAUACGAAGAUUAUACCGAUGCUGAUACGCCGGUUAAUCUGACGGAUGAGAAUAUCGGUAUUCGAUACGAGAAUAAUGAUAUGCGAGAGGAUACGAGAUUGUUAUUGCGAUACAAUUGUCCCGAUGAAGAUUGUGAUGUUGCGUGUAUGGGAUGGCCCGAUUUACAUCGUCAUGUCAGAAAUGUCCACCACAAGGAAAUCUGCGAUUUGUGCUCACGGCACAAAAAAGUCUUUACGCAUGAGCACGAUCUUUAUACCAAGGCCGAACUACAUAAUCAUAAUCGAAAAGGAGAUGAUAAUCCGGGAGCUAUUGAUCAGAGUGGAUUCAAGGGUCAUCCGUUAUGUCAAUUUUGUGGAUUGAGAUUUUAUGGGGAGGAUGAACUUUAUGUUCAUUGCAGAGAGAAGCAUGAGAGAUGUUUUAUCUGUGAUAGACGGAAUGGACCACCGCAGUAUUAUCAAAACUUUGAGGCUCUGACGGUACAUUUUAGGAAAUCACAUUUCCCGUGUAUGGAGCGGGAAUGUGUGGAGCAACGAUUUCAGGUCUUUGAGACGGAACUGGAUUAUAAAGCUCAUCAACUGAAAGAGCAUGGAGAUUCUCUGUCAAAAGAUGUGAGGAGAGAUGCGAGAAAUGUUGAUAUUGCAUCUUUCGAUUAUAGAGCUCCUUAUACGCAAGAGAGAAGAGGUGGUGGAAGUCAGAGAGAGCAGAGAGAUGGUCGUGGACGAGGAAGAGGGAGAGAUCCGGAUGCGGAACCAAUACCUGCUUCAUCUGCUCAGCCGCUACGGCGGGAUGAACAGGCAUUUCACAGACAGAUGGCUAUUCAGAGCGCCCAAUCUGUCACGACUCGAACUUUUGGAGGUCAAUUGACAGCACCAACUCCAGCGCAAUCUCGGGCCCCUCCGGUACAAGAACCACAAAGAAAUGCACCACGUCCUUCGACGAGUGUUAAUACAGUCUCAGAAGGUAUAGGAAAUCUUGAUCUAUCAUCGACAAACCUAUCAUCACAGGAGCAAGCCCGACAACUUCGGCAUCGAGUUGUGAUUGAACGAGCUUCGACUAUGCUUCAAAGCGAUCAAGCGAAACUAGAUCAAUUCCGCAACUCAAUAUCAUAUUUCAAGACCAAUGCAAUCACAGCAGCAGCUCUUAUCGAGAAAUUCUUUGCAUUGUUUUCUGAUACCACCUCUAGUGCUCUUGGAACACUGAUUCGGGAGGUUGCGGAUCUUUAUGAAGACAAAGCUAAAUCAAGUGCGCUUCAAACAGCAUGGAAUGACUGGCGAGCCAUCAACGAAGAUUACCCAUCUUUACCAGUGACCGGCAACAACAAUGGAUCACUACCACUCGGUUGGUCGUCCAAAGUCACAACUGGGGGUGGAUCUUCUUCCUCUUCAGGCCAACCAUCAACCGCUAAAUCAACCCGAGUCCUGAAACUCAAAUCGUCCACCGCACAAUCCUCACGCUCCAGCCAAGUCGUCUCCCAGAAUCGAUCCUGGGGCGGCUCCUCCUCCUCCUUAACCGCCCCUACUUCAUCCAGCACCAACGCUUUCCCUACCCUCUCCCCCGCCGCCGGCUCCGCCACCCGACAAGGCAAAGGAACCGUCACAACCGUUCCUUGGAUUCAAACUCCACCCACCGCCUCGGGACCCUCGUCCAACCCCUCCUCGGCCCCUACCUCGCGUCCUGCAUCGAGGACUGCGCCUAGGAAGGGUGCCGGUCCGGGAACGGACGCGUUUCCGGCGCUUCCCAAGGCGGCGAAACCGCAAACUUCGAUUUUUGGGUAUGGGAGUGGGAUGGUGAGGAGGGAUCUGGGGGAUGGGGGGAGGGCGAAUGGGUUCUCUUGGGGGGAGCAGAGUGGAAAUUUGGGUGUUGGUGGGGAGNGGGAUGGUGAGGAGGGAUCUGGGGGAUGGGGGGAGGGCGAAUGGGUUCUCUUGGGGGGAGCAGAGUGGAAAUUUGGGUGUUGGUGGGGAGGGGGGUGGAGAUGA
Molecule: messenger RNA, 4971 nt
Organism: Hymenoscyphus albidus
Lineage: Eukaryota; Fungi; Ascomycota; Leotiomycetes; Helotiales; Helotiaceae
Source: the annotation of a GenBank genome assembly